AUGACUAGUUCAUUUUGGUUCACAAAUUCAUAAAACAAACUCUAUAUAUAAAGAUUGAACUGACACACUCUGUAUAACCAUUUUUUUUUCCAAACGCAAAAGAAAGCGACAAACACCGAUGGCGGCCACAUUCUCCUCACUUUCCGAUGAUCUCCACACACCGAUCUUACCGCCGCCAUCAAAAUCCUCAACAGAAUCAGAAAAGAUUUGCAUCGAUGAGAUGCUUGAGAAAUACUGUGGCGAAUUUGGAAAAUGGCAGUUGAAACAUUUUAUACUUACUAGUCUUGCUUGGGCGCUUGAAGCUUUUCAUACUAUGGUUAUGAUUUUUGCUGAUCGGGAACCUGAUUGGAGUUGUGUUAAUGGUGUUGAUUGCGCCGGUGGUGGUGGCGGGAGUUUGUGUGGGAUGAAGGCGGCUGAGUGGGAGUGGAUCGGAGGGAAAGCGGCGUCGACGGUUUCGGAAUGGAGUUUGAUUUGUGGUGAUAAGUUUAAAGUUGGACUUGUUCAAGCUCUUUUCUUCGCUGGCUGCAUGAUUGGAGCCGGAGUGUUUGGUCACCUUUCAGACUCAUCUCUCGGAAGAAAAGGUUCGCUCUUGGUAGUGUGUGCAUUAAAUGCCAUAUUUGGCUUCUUGACAGCAUUUUCCCCCAACUAUUGGACCUAUGUACUCCUUCGCGUCCUCACUGGUUUUAGCACAGGCGGUGUUGGCCUUUGCGCCUUUGUCCUUGCCACUGAACCCAUUGGCCCAUCAAAACGCGGUAUGGCAGGAAUGUCCACCUUCUACUUCUUCUCUUGUGGUAUUGCAAUUCUCUCAGGCAUCGCAUAUGCCUUUCAAACAUGGCGCACACUCUACAUUGUAUCCUCUAUCCCUUCCCUCCUGUACAUAAUCCUUGUUCUUCCCUUCGUCUCCGAGUCCCCAAGAUGGUACCUUGUUCGAGGAAGAAUACACGAAGCAACUAAGCUCAUGUCCACCAUUGCUUCUUCCAAUGGAAAACACCUUCCAGAUGGAGCUUUCCUUGCAUUAGAUGAAGAAGUAUCAAAAUCAAAAAUAGCAACAAAUGAUGACGAGUCCAACCUAAUUAAUUGCAUCGAAAACAAGGAUGCACAAAUUGGAUCCAUUGUGGAUGUGAUUCAAUACCCAGUUACACGUAUUAGGUUAUUCCUAGCGGUAGUUAUUAACUUCUCAGCCUCGGUGGUCUAUUAUGGUCUAAGUUUAAACGUUGCCAACCUCGAAACCAACCUAUACAUGAAUGUGCUUCUAAAUGCAGUUGCCGAAAUGCCAGCAUUCACGAUAACUGCAGUGUUAUUGGAUAGGUUUGGGAGGAAACCAUUGACAAUAGGAACAAUGUGGUUUAGUGGAUUCUUUUGUUUGAUGGGGAGUUUGAUGAGUAAUAUUGGGGUGUGGAAAAUAAUUAAAAUGGUGUGUGGUGUUUUAGGGAUAUUUGGAAUGGCCGGAACUUAUAACUUGUUGUUUAUUUACACGGCAGAGUUAUUCCCCACGGUGGUAAGGAAUGCAGCAUUAGGGACUGCGACUCAGGCUGCCCAAAUGGGGGCGAUAUUGGCUCCUUUUGUAGUAGUUUUGGGUGGUUGGUUGCCAUUUGGAGUAUUUGCGGCAUGCGGAAUUUUAGGUGGAAUGUUUGCAUUUUACCUACCUGAGACACUAAAUAUGCCACUUUAUGAUACAUUCAAUGGAUUGGAGGCUGGACUUGCAUGAUACUAUUCCUAUGUUGUUUAUUGUUACAUAUUUUAUAUAGAUUAUGUUCUUUCUGGUGAUUGAAAUGUUGGGAUAAGUUAUUAAUUGAAGAAUGGUAACAAAUCUAGUGAGUUAAA
Molecule: messenger RNA, 1824 nt
Organism: Trifolium pratense (red clover)
Lineage: Eukaryota; Viridiplantae; Streptophyta; Magnoliopsida; Fabales; Fabaceae
Product: organic cation/carnitine transporter 4-like
Exons: 2
Coding region: 119-1708 (529 amino acids)
Biological process (GO): transmembrane transport
Cellular component (GO): membrane
Molecular function (GO): transmembrane transporter activity
Source: RefSeq, a predicted model, not a curated record